Messenger RNA from Dioscorea cayenensis subsp. rotundata (Guinea yam), 2781 nucleotides. RefSeq names its product cysteine-rich receptor-like protein kinase 10. Gene Ontology annotation, molecular function: protein kinase activity; ATP binding. NCBI's taxonomy places the organism in Eukaryota, Viridiplantae, Streptophyta, Magnoliopsida, Dioscoreales, Dioscoreaceae. Gene Ontology annotation, biological process: protein phosphorylation. The transcript is spliced from 7 exons. Bases 1423 to 2664 code for a protein of 413 amino acids. The record is from RefSeq and is a predicted model, not a curated record.
GUGAAGCCCUGAGGAACCUUAUCUUUCUCAUGUACCUAGCCACGACCAUUAGGAAAAAAUGGCUCUUGGUGAAGCAUUGAAAAAUCUCGUCUUUCUCCUUCUCAUCUGCCAUGGCGCCACAGCCAAGUCACUCAACGCCAGCUGCAGUAGCACUAAAUACACAGAGAACAGCACCUUUUCCACCAACCUCAACUCCCUCUUGUUCAUCCUCAAAGCCAAGUCAUCAUCCUUCCUCUCCACCAACCAAACCUUCGGCCAAACCCCCAACGCUGUCUUUGGCCUCUUCUUCUGCACUGGCGACCUCUCACUAGAUCACUGCCAAUCCUGCAUUCAAACGGCCAUCAACGACAUCACUGAGAGCUCAUGCCCGAGCUCAAAACAAGCCAUCAUAUGGUAUGACUACUGUGAGCUACGUUACUCUGAUACAAACUUCUUUGGACUCCCAGACACCGAUGGCUUCCCUAUGACCAACCCCUUUGAGAACACCACUUCAUCAAGACCGGUAGAAGUGGUAUUCCAGUUGGUGAAAGAGGCUCCACUAGGACAUCCUAUCAUGUUCAAGUCCCUAGCUUUGAGAUCUCAAAGCUUGGAUGCUCUUGCACAGUGUUCUCCAGACUUAACUAGACAAGGAUGUAGUGAUUGCUUGACUACUAUCUUUGCAAACAUCAAAGCUUGUUGCAUUGGUCCUAAGGGAUGGAGGUAUUUAGCUCCUAGCUGUUGGGUAAGGUAUGAAGCCACUCCUUUUCUUGAGAAUAUCAAUGGAGCGAGUAUAGUCAUCAGUCAGAGCUAUUGUUCAGGCGAUGUCUUCCCCACUAAUGGCUUGAAUGCCACCGCACGGCUUGAGAGUCUUCUGUCAAACUUAACCCAACAAGCUCCGGCCCUAAACGGGUACUACAACACAAGCAUAGGAAAGGGCAUGAACAAGCUGUAUGGCUUAGCCCUCUGCAGAGGAGAUCUCCAAAACAGAAAGGAUGAUUGCCAGAACUGCCUCAAUGAUGCAAGUAAAAACAUAGUAGAAGAUUGUUCAAACGAAGCACCAGCCAUUGAAUGGUAUGAGAAGUGCAUGGUCCGGUACUCCAACAUGAACUUCUUUGGGGUGGUGGACACCGAUGCUGGCAAGACACUAUGCGGCCCAAAGCAGAUCAGCCAAGCUGACUAUAACGCCACAUGGACGCUAGCAGUGACUCUGAUCAAUGAUGCACCCAAUUCGCCUUUGUUUUUGAGGGCUGGGCAGUAUAUUUCUAUCAGCUUUAUUCUUGUGCAGUGCACUAGAGAUCUUAGUAAGGAUGGAUGCAGGCAGUGCUUGCAGAAUGGGAUGAACAUGGUCUCCGGUCAAUGCAACCAGACCAAUGGGUGGCGAUAUCUCUCCGGUAGCUGCACUUUGAGGUAUGAGGACCACCCUUUCUUUGAUACGGCCUUGAUAUGGACUCAAUCUCCAGCAUCAUCACCUCAACCAAACACUACUUCGGACAAAAGUGGUGUAUUGCUGCCAUUGUUGGCCCUGCUCUGGGAUUCAUCCUUUUGGUUUCCACUAUCCUCUAUAUAUGGUGGAGGUUGAGGAGCAGAAAAGAAAAAGGAGGAAAGCAAUUUGAUGAAUACAGGCCACUCACCAGCAAUGAAUUGCCAUUCAUGGAUCUUGCUUCUAUACAAGAAGCAACUGAUAACUUUUCUGUGGAAAAUAAGCUCGGAGAAGGUGGAUUUGGUCCUGUUUAUAAAGGUGUUCUGAAUAAUGGAACAGAGAUUGCAGUUAAGAGGCUUUCAACAAAAUCUAAGCAAGGUGCCAUUGAAUUUGAAAAUGAGGUGAAGUUGAUCGCCAAACUCCAGCAUAGAAAUCUUGUGAGAAUGCUUGGUUGGUGUGCUGAGAGAGAAGAGAAGCUACUCAUCUAUGAAUAUCUGCCAAACAAGAGCCUUGAUGCUCUUCUUUUUGAUUCAGAAAAGCGAGCACAACUAGAUUGGAAUAGACGGCUUCAAAUCAUCGGAGGAAUCGCCAGAGGCCUUCUCUAUCUCCAUGAAGACUCAUUGCUCAAAGUCAUUCACAGGGACCUCAAGGCCAGCAAUGUUUUAUUAGACAACAAAAUGACAGCCAAGAUAUCAGACUUUGGCAUGGCCAAGAUAUUUGGAGGAGAAGAAAAUGAAGCCAACACAAGCAGAGUUGUCGGAACUUAUGGAUAUAUGGCCCCAGAGUAUGCAAUGGCCGGGCUAUUUUCUGUGAAGUCUGAUGUUUUUAGUUUUGGAGUUCUUUUAUUAGAAGUACUCACAGGACAAAGAAAUGGAAAAGAACACUUUGAAGAAUAUGGCCAGACUCUUAUCAGAAAUAUGUGGCAUUUGUGGAUUCAAGACAAGGCACUGGAGUUGAUGGAUCCUUUACUUGGAGAUUCAUGUCCGAUUAAUGAAGCAAAAAAGUAUAUCAAAAUAGGAUUGUUAUGUGCACAGGAAAACACAGAGGAGAGGCCUACAAUGUCUAUGGUUGUUCAUAUGUUUAGGAGUAGUGAUGAAACAGUGUUUCCAGAGCCCAGCCAACCUCCCACUUUCAUGAAGCACAGAGAUGGAUCAACUUUUUUCAACGACAACAAGGUAGAUGGAUCAUCUUCAAGCAUCAACUCUCAGUCACUUGGUUUUCAUUCUAUCAAUGAUAUUACUAUUUCUGAAAUUGAGGCUAGAUAGUUGUGUAAAAUGACAAAAGAACUUCCAGUUAGAGGUUGGUGAAGACCCUCUAUUCUCAACCUGAAGCCAUUCAGCUCUGCACCUUUUAUUUUUAAUAAAUAUUUUCUAUUUUAUCUA